UUUGCUUGUCUUGCAAUGUUUUGUAAACAAACUCUCGUUGGGAAACUAGUUUGGAUAAGGCUUGUUAUUUGCUAGUUCCCUCUACCUGUAUGUACUGAAAAAUAAGUGUUCAAUACGCUCAAAAAUGUCGGCAAUAGCUAUUGUGAUCUGCCUUAUGAUGCUAAUUAGCGUAGAUAACUUUGCUUUGGCAUUGAAUUCUUUAGGAACUUGUAGUCUUGUUUGUGACGAUACAUUGCCUCCGUUUAUCCCUAUAACGAACCGCGUAGUGGGGGCACCAGGGAAAGCUGGGCCAGAAGGCCCCAGAGGAUUGCCCGGUCUACAAGGACCUAGGGGUCCGACCGGCCACCCUGGACAAAAUUGUGACUGCUCCGGUUACCAACGUCUUUCGAACCAGAUUGCCGAAUUGCAAGCAGCAAACAGAAAACUUACAACAGAAGUAUUUAUGCUGAAUGGAUGGUACAAAUCUAGCAACGGUCUGUGGUACAAAAGAUUCAAGGAACAAAAAAAUUACAGUGGCGCAAAAACUUUCUGUGCACGUUACGGUGGGCGUCUGGCAACGGUCGGGAUGAGGAAUGCAAACGUUCGAAAUGACGUCAUCAAUAAAUUAGUCAUACCCAGGGGUACUCGAACUUGGAUAGGUUUGGACGAUCUUGCAAGUCACAACAUAUGGCUAUGGAUCGACGGGGUUGUUUCUACCAGACAAAACACAGCAUGGAGAAAAAACGAACCAAAUCAUUCGCACGAACAUUGCGGCCACAUCGACUUCGAUUGGACGGUGGUCGACAAUCAGUGCCAUCUUCUGAUGGAUAUUUUGUGCGAAAAAGAACAAUAAUCGACUGUAUGAGUUUGACCUAAUCAAUGUAAGAAUAGAAUAAUCUCUUUUCAUUAGCUCAUAUCUUAACUUCAGACAGGACGUCACAAAAUACAACUAAAUCAAACGUUGGUUUAGGUCAUUUAGGACAAGGUUUUCGGACCAGGGGCCAAACAUUUUGCCCACCUAGACUGGCGGGCCAUGUAAGCGUGACGUAAAAAGUUACAUUUUAUGAACAGAAUUUUAUUUACAGUGUUACACAAGAAAAAAUGGAAAAAAAU
Messenger RNA from Styela clava, 1092 nucleotides. RefSeq names its product perlucin-like protein. Lineage: Eukaryota; Metazoa; Chordata; Ascidiacea; Stolidobranchia; Styelidae. The record is from RefSeq and is a predicted model, not a curated record.